UACAAUUGUUUCCUUGCAAUAUUUGUAGUUUGGUUUUGCAUAGUCGUCAAAAUAAAGGUAUUGCAUAGUAAGAAACGUGCCAUGCCUUGCUUGUGUGAUUCGGAAAUACAGGACGCUAAGAAGAAUAAUCAAACCCUAAUCAUACACAAUGAGAAAGUUUAUGACGUAACCAAGUUUGUAAAUGUCCAUCCAGGUGGAAGCAAAAUACUGAGUUUACGUCAUGGGAAGGACGUGACAAAUAUCAUGGCUAACGCACCUCAUGUUCAUAGCAAGAAUGCAUACAGAUGGUUGCAACAAUACUAUGUGGCUGACUAUAAGCCUGAGAAUUCCACAUCACUGAAUGGAUUGAAUGGACCGGAAAUACGAGAUCGUAAGUUGAGUUAUAAUGGGAAACAGAAUGCCAGUCCUGCCUCCAAUCAACUAUACGAAAUCAAACCAACGGAGGACCUGAUAAACUGGAACGAACCAGUUUUGUGGCAAGUUGGUCAUCUGCGUGAAAAAUAUCAUGAUUGGGUGGAUGACCCUGUGGAUCGUUCGUUACGGCUUUUUAAAAGUGACUUUUGUGAAUUCUUUUCUAAAACUCCAUGGUAUAUCAUUCCACUUGUGUGGCUUCCGAUAGUAGCGCUAUUUGUUUUGAGAAGUCAUACUGAGUUCCUGGCAGGAAAAGCCAUGAUAUUACAUUCUUUACCAGGUGAUGGAGUUGUUUUAUCAACCAACCACAUGCCUGUAGUGUUCGUAUCUGGAAUUCUAUUGUGGACAUUCCUGGAGUACGGACUCCACAGAUGGCUCUUUCACUCGGAACCUCCAAAAACUUCCUACUUCCUCAUUACUCUUCACUUUCUUCUUCAUGGACAACAUCAUAAAGUUCCAUUUGACAGCGGACGUUUAGUCUUUCCACCAGUGCCGGCAUCCAUGUUGUUUCUCAUCGCUUAUUCCGUAUUUAGGUUGUGUUUUGUUGUUGGGGUGGCGGAUAUUGUUUCAGCAGGGGUGAUAUUAGGUUAUGUAGGAUAUGACAUGACACACUACUAUUUGCAUUAUGGUCAACCAAAGAGAGGAAGUUAUUUUGAUAGACUCCGGGCUUACCACGUACGUCAUCAUUUCGAAAGCCCUAACUUAGGUUUUGGAAUAUCCAGCAAGCUGUGGGACUACCCGUUUCAAACUACUAUCAAGACAAACUUAAAAGCAUAAAAUUAAUUGGCAGUUACGCAGAAAGAAAAGAACUUCUAUUUCUCUCCUAACAGCAACAUCAUUAGGCUUAAUCCCCCGGCUAAAUUCUUGCACUUAAAUUAUUAUAACCUCCUCAUACGAUAUAAUGGAGAAAUAGCAUGUUCCCAUAUUUUGCUUUAUUUUUUCGUUGUCCCAAAAUUAGUAUAUUUUCGAAUCUACUUCAACCGCGUUUUUGAAGUGACUUCUUAACGCAGUGAAAUCAAAAGUUUUUCCAAAAAAUAGGACGGAAAAAAGUUUUACUACUGUCUUUUAUUCAAAAAAUGGUUAAAAUUUACUUAACAUUACAACGGCGGCCGUUUUAACGAGCCCUUUUCUUUGUUUUUAUGUUUUUUCAACCAAGUACAAGUUUAUAUUAAUGUUAAAUGUUCCUUCUUGUGUCUAUACCAGCAGGGAUAAACUUUGCAGUUUGACGGUUUGGUUUUUGAGCCGUUUGUUAUCAUGAUAAGGAAUUGGUGCAAGCGCAUUUGGUAUUUUUAUGACGCCCAACCUAUGCCCUUGGUUUGAAGUCCAAUUUCCAUUGUGUGACUGUUUACUUGCAUGACUAUAUUGGUCCAAAAUAUUUCUCCUCAAUUUAUUUACCUUAGCAUUGUAAAUACGUUUGGGUAAUUUGGUGAAAUGCUCAUUGAAGCAUCAGUUGUGAUCAAUUUUUAUAUUACCCAACUUAAUAUCUCCGGUUCCGAAACUCGACCUAAGUACCAUGACUGUCCGCAAUUCUGUAAACUAAUAUUCCUUAUACAUUUUUGUGCACCAAUGUUUAACCAUUAGCUAACUUAUUAUACAACCCUUACAAUUGUGCAUUGAAAUGUAAAUAGUGUUCCUUCACUCCCCUGGCAUGCUCCUAUGCACAUAGCCGGUUUGAUAAUCAACCCCAAUUCUCAUCAUUGCAACAUAGACUCAAAUAAUCUCAAAUUUUUCCUUUUUCUUAAAAAAUCAUGUUUUGCUACUAUACAGUCAUACACAAGUCUUUUUAUGGCAUUUCAUUUCAUUGAAUCCACUUUGUACAGUUCCUUGUGGUUCCUAAUGGAUUGCUAGCAACCCAGUUUUCACCACAAAAAAAAAUUCUAAACUCCAAAUCAAGACACCCAUGCAUAUCAAGUUCCCACAAUUUUUCCACUAAAUAAUUUUUUUUGUAAUGCCCCAGAAAUCGUGUACCGUGUACAUUUUUAUAAAAAUAUAUUUGAAUAUCCAUUUAUUAACAAAUGCGCAUUUUGUUUACCACUUGUAUUAACACACGCAUCUUUAUAAAACUUUUACUCUUGAAUAUUGUUGAACUUAUACCAAAGAUAUUUUAAUCGAAAUCUACAUAGUGUGCGACUUCUGGGAUACCAUCUUAGUACCAUAAUUUUCUACUUUGUGUUUUAUGCAAAUCAUGCAUUAAGUAGUAUGCUUGCUUCAAUAAUUGGAUUUUUUGUUAAAACUUUCUAUUUUUUAAGCAAAUAUUGUGUGUAAAGGUUAAACAUGAGGUGAUUUUUUUAUUUUUUAAUUGUUAUCGCAUGAAUACAAGCACUAGCAAGCCACGUA
Molecule: messenger RNA, 2748 nt
Organism: Ciona intestinalis (vase tunicate)
Lineage: Eukaryota; Metazoa; Chordata; Ascidiacea; Phlebobranchia; Cionidae
Source: RefSeq, a predicted model, not a curated record